This is a messenger RNA of Petromyzon marinus (sea lamprey), 5362 nucleotides long. Lineage: Eukaryota; Metazoa; Chordata; Hyperoartia; Petromyzontiformes; Petromyzontidae. The record is from RefSeq and is a predicted model, not a curated record.
CGCGCGAAUCGCGAGCUGCGGUAAGUCGAGGGGAAUCGAUCCGCUUCCUCGUGGUUUCAUCAGCGGCGUUGUGGAGACUCUCGAGGGGACCUUGGCAAGAACUUCGUCUCGACCCAUCGGAGGAGCGGCGACGUUCCGUGCUUGAGCAGAGCAAGUCGGAGACUGCGGAAGACUCGAGAACAGAUGGUGCAGCCGGUGCCCGAGAAGAUCAACUUCGCGGAGGAGGAGGAGCGAAUACUUGCGCUGUGGACGGAGCUGGAUGCGUUCCAGGAGAGCCUCAAGCAGUCCAAGUCACGCCCGCAGUACACGUUCUACGAUGGUCCACCCUUCGCCACCGGCCUGCCGCACUACGGCCACAUCCUGGCGGGCACCAUCAAGGACGUGGUGACGCGCUUUGCACACCAGAGCGGCUUCCACGUGGAUCGCCGCUUCGGCUGGGACUGCCAUGGCUUGCCCGUCGAGUAUGAGAUCGACAAGAUGCUGAACAUCAAGGGCCCCGAGGACGUGGCCAAGAUGGGAAUCGUGGAGUACAACAAUCAGUGCCGGAACAUCGUAAUGCGAUACGCCAAGGAGUGGGAGACGACCGUCAUUCGCCUGGGCCGAUGGAUCGACUUCAAGAACGACUACAAGACGCUUUAUCCAUCCUUCAUGGAGACCGUCUGGUGGGUGUUCCGGCAGCUGUUCGACAAGGGGUUCGUCUACAGCGGGGUGAAGGUGAUGCCCUACUCCACGGCCUGCACCACUCCCCUCUCCAACUUUGAGGCCAACCAGAACUACAAGGAUGUGACCGACCCCGCGGUUAUUGUGAGCUUCCCGCUGCUGGAGGACGAGUCGGUGUCACUCAUCGCGUGGACGACCACACCGUGGACCUUGCCUAGCAACCUCUCCGUGUGCAUCAACCCGGAACUUAUCUACGUCCGGGUCAAAGAUGUCGCGACGGGGAACCUGUACAUCCUGAUGGAGGUGCGGCUGCAUGCGCUGUACAAGCAGGAGGACGAGUACAUCGUGAUCGACAAGUUUAAGGGUAUUACCCUCAAGGACAAGCGGUACCGGCCCCUGUUCGAUUACUUCGUGAAGCGUGCAGAGCCGGGCGCAUUCCGCGUGCUGUGCGACGGCUACGUGACGAGCGAGAGCGGCACAGGGGUCGUCCACCAGGCUCCCUACUUCGGUGUCGACGAUUUCCGCAUAUGCCUGGAUAACCGAGUGGUGUUGAGCGACGCGGUGCCCAUCUGCCCAGUCAACGCCACCGGCUGCUUCACCGCCGAUGUGUCGGACUUCGCCGGGCAGUACGUCAAGGAUGCUGACAAGGCCAUCAUAAAGUUGCUGAAGGAACGGGGGCGACUGGUGCACACCAGCUCCUUCAAGCACAGCUACCCUUUCUGUUGGAGGUCAGACACGCCGCUCAUCUACAAGGCGGUGCCCAGCUGGUUCGUCCGCGUGGAGCACAUGGUGGACAAGCUGGUCGAGUGCAACAGCCAGUGCCUGUGGGUGCCCGAGUUUGUGGGAGACAAGCGAUUUGCCAACUGGCUCAAGGGCGCGCACGACUGGGCCAUCUCCCGAAACCGCUACUGGGGCACGCCCAUCCCGCUGUGGGUCAGCGACGACAGGAAGGAGGUCGUGUGCGUGGGAUCCAUCGAGGAGCUGGAGGCGCUGACGGGCACCAAGAUCUCCGAUCUGCACCGUGAGAGCGUGGACAACCUGACGAUCCCGUCGCGCACGGGCAGGGGCGUGCUGCGCCGCGUGACCGAGGUGUUCGACUGCUGGUUCGAGAGCGGCAGCAUGCCCUACGCCCAGGUGCACUACCCCUUUGAGAACCGCCGGCAGUUCGAGGACUCGUUCCCUGCCGACUUCAUCGCCGAGGGCAUCGACCAGACGCGCGGGUGGUUUUACACGCUGCUCGUGCUCUCCACGGCGCUGUUCGGGAAGCCCCCCUUCAAGAACGUCAUCGUCAAUGGUCUGGUGCUCGCCAGUGACGGGCAGAAGAUGUCCAAGAGGAAGAAGAAUUACCCGGAUCCGGUGGAGGUGGUGAAUCGCUACGGCGCUGAUGCCCUGAGGUUAUACCUGAUCAACUCUCCCGUUGUGAGGGCGGAGAACCUGCGCUUCAAGGAGGAGGGUGUGCGGGAUGUCCUCAAGGACGUCUUCCUGCCCUGGUACAAUGCCUACCGCUUCCUGGUGCAGAACGUGGACCGCCUGCACAGGGAGGAGGGCCUGGCGUUCCUCUACAACGAGCAAACGGCCGAGCCGAGCGACAACAUCAUGGACAAGUGGAUCAUAUCCUUCGCCCAGUCGCUCAUCGCUUUCUUUAAGACCGAGAUGGCCGCGUACCGGCUCUACACCGUGGUGCCACGUCUGGUGAAGUUCGUUGACAUGCUGACCAAUUGGUACGUCCGCACCAACCGCCGGCGCCUCAAGGGUGAGGGUGGCGCUCGCGAUUGCCAGCGAGCCCUGGAGACGCUCUUUAGUGUCCUCUUCUCCAUGUGCCGACUCAUGGCCCCGUUUACGCCGUUCAUCACGGAGUUCAUGUACCAGAACCUGCGGCACCUGCUGGACCCGGCCUCCGCUUGCGAGAAGGACACGCGCAGCAUCCACUACCUCAUGCUGCCUCUCACCAGGGAGACUCUGAUCGAUGAGCGCAUUGAGAAGGCCGUGGCGCGGAUGCAGUCGGUGGUGGAGCUGGGCAGGGUGGUGCGCGACCGCAAAACGCUCCCCGUCAAGUAUCCCCUGCGGGAGGUGGUGGUCAUCCAUCAGGAUCCGCAGGCCUUGGAGGACAUCCAGUUGCUGCAGAAGUACAUCUUGGAGGAGCUGAACGUGCGGGUUCUGACAACGUCCACCGACAAGCAACGCUACGGCGUGAUUCUGCGCGCCGAGCCAGACCACAUGGUGCUGGGCCAGAGGCUCAAGGGGGCCUUCAGGUCCGUCAUGACUGCCAUUCAGAAGCUGGACGACGCUCAGCUGCAGGAGUUCCAGAGCACGGGCAGCAUCGUGGUGGAAGGGCACGAGCUGCGUGGAGAGGACCUGCGGCUCAUGUACAGGUUCGAGCAGGGGGCCGGUGCAAGCUCCCAGUACGAGACCCACUCGGACUCAGAGGUGCUGAUCCUGCUGGACGUGACCCCUGACCAGGUCAUGUUGGACGAGGGCGUUGCCAGAGAGGUCGUCAACCGCAUCCAGAAGCUACGCAAGAAGGCGCACCUGGUGCCGUCAGACGAGAUCUCGGUGUACUACGCGGUUGGGCCGGGCGGGGACUACCUGGCGGGCGUGGUGGAGCGACACCGGGAGUUUGUGUGCACCACCAUCAAGGCUCCACUGCUGCCCUUCCCUGUGCGUGCCGGUGCCGAGCGCAUCAUCGAGGAGAGCAUGCAGCUCAAGGGCUCGGACCUGCAGCUGGCGCUGGUGCGAGGGAGCGACAACGAGGGCCUCCUGUCGGCUCUGUCCAUCGGCCCCGCCUGCGCCUACGUCAACCUGCAGUUUGUGCGGAGCGGCACUCGCGACGUGGGGGUGGCGCUGCUGGAGAACCCUCGUGGAGUCGACCCCCUGGGCUACGCGGGACUGCGGCGCUUGGCGGAGCACCUCACCGGGGUCGGUGGCUGUCGCCUGUUCGGCGGGGGCGCCGAGCUGACGGCAGAGGCGGACCUGCGCAAGCUGAGCGGUGGGACUGUGCUUGUGCUGGCCGAGGGGCAGGCUCCGACGGGGCAGGAGUCACCGGGGGUCGCCAACGAGCCCGCGUGUCCCUACGUCAACGUGCAGCUCCUGAGCAACGACAAUGCAGGGAGUGCGCGCGUGGCCACGCUGCUGCUGCGGAACCCUCUCGGCGCCGACGCCGCGCUCGCCGUGCCGGCGCUCGUCCACCAGGCGGCCGUGCUCUUCUCCCUGCGCGGUCGCACCCUCCGCCUCUUCGUCGACGCCGCACGAACCAGCGAGCUCAAGGACUCGGCUGAUUUGCUGGCGCUCGGAGGCAAGACGCUGUACCUGGCGACCUCGUAAUGGGAGCCAGUGACAUUCCACCCUCCCUGCCCCCACCCCCCCGCCCCGCCCCCCUGUUCUCCGUGUGUUGUGCAGUCGGUUCCACGCCUUAACAAUCGUUUGCGCAAACCAGAUCCGUUGUAUUAUAUGCUCAACUUAAAUCUCCUGCGACCGCUUUGUCCGCGCCUGAGCGAGUAGUUAAGCGACGAAGGGCGUGUCUGGGCGUGGCUGCAGUGUCUGGCCACGCCCCCCCCCACAACACCAGAGCCACGCCCCCUUUCCUGCCAGCUCCUCCCCCGCGAGGAUCUGAAUGAUCGCAAUACAAAAUCUCCUAAAGGAUCGACGCCUGCGAGCAGCGACCGGUUGCAGCGACAUCCACCUGCGGGAGAUUCGCUCGAGCAAUUCUGUCGCGGAUGUUCGGCGGGCAGCGGUCCACCAGCACUGUGAUCCGCGUAGAACCUCGGCGUGGUUGGUUGGUGCCAACAGGCGCUGUAAUGCGAUUUUAAAACGGAUUUCGAGCGAAUCGUCUUUCAUGCAAGAUAUUGGCCAAUGGGGAAAAAAAGGGGGGAGUGUCAAACAAUGUUAUACUAAACGCCCACUCUCUCCCUCGCCUGCUCAUCAGCACCACGAUCGUCAGCCGUUGCUCGACUGCUUUGUGGUUUGCCGGGGGCGCGUGGGGGAAGACCUAGCGAGGGAGUGCGAGCACCGCGUUCACGGCACGCACCGCGCUCCGGCUCUGGGGAGGGGGUUGUGGGCAAUGCGCGAACAGUCCCCUCUCUUCCCCCCCCCCCCCCACCCCCCCCCCCCCCUCCUUGCCGAUGUAUAGACGCAGCGAUUAAACCUCGAUGAAUCGAUACUGUUAACAUGGCUAUUGGAUGGACAGCAGAAUCGAUACAAUGGACACCUCGAUUUGAGUUUCACAAGGAUCAUAUCUGGGCUGCGGUGAUUUUUAUCGGUGGUGUUAGCAAUCCGUCCAACGCAGCGGUGCGGACGGGUCUCAUCAUGGGCAGUCGAUCGGCAGGUCCAAUGUGCAAGCGAGGUUGGGGGGGGGUAAAGCGUCGGGUACUUCCACCUCUGUCAGAGUGGCACAUUGAUCCAAAACACCACCUUCUGGAGCUACCUCUGGUGGAGUCCCCCUUCCGCCAGCAGGAGGCGUGUGUGAGCAGUUGCAGGGCCGUGCCUUUAACUCGUAAUGAUCCCUCCAGCCCACAGAAAGAACAACAACAACAACAAAAACUACUAACGACCUGCGACUGUAAGAACAUACGACGAGGGUGAUGGCGUCGAUUAUAACGACCGCCCCCUCUGAACUAACGACGAGUGACCUUGGCCUGCCUUGCACGAGACCACGAAUGUCAGCGGACCUCCGCACGGUUAAAUAAACGGAAGGUGUCCUUAACGU